AUGGGCACACAAGAUGCUGUUUUCCAAACUGCUGUCAACGUCUCGUUGGCUACGAAUCAGAGUACUCAAUUGGGAACGACGGAGCGGCAAGAGCCACAAGAGGCUUCGUUCAUUACAAGGAUUUGUAGAUUUGUAGUCAUGGAUGGGCACUCGGCAACGAUCCCGCUGCGCUACUCAACUGGCCGUUCUCCAAAACCUACAUAUGACCACCACUGA
Morchella importuna is the source of this 216-nucleotide messenger RNA. RefSeq lists its product as uncharacterized. Lineage: Eukaryota; Fungi; Ascomycota; Pezizomycetes; Pezizales; Morchellaceae. The coding region runs from base 1 to 216 and encodes 71 amino acids. The transcript is spliced from 5 exons. The record is from RefSeq and is a predicted model, not a curated record.